Messenger RNA from Homarus americanus (American lobster), 6419 nucleotides. Its product is annotated as fibroblast growth factor receptor 4-like. Bases 539 to 3028 code for a protein of 829 amino acids. Lineage: Eukaryota; Metazoa; Arthropoda; Malacostraca; Decapoda; Nephropidae. The transcript is spliced from 15 exons. The record is from RefSeq and is a predicted model, not a curated record. Gene Ontology annotation, molecular function: fibroblast growth factor receptor activity; ATP binding. Gene Ontology annotation, cellular component: signaling receptor complex; membrane. Gene Ontology annotation, biological process: fibroblast growth factor receptor signaling pathway; positive regulation of kinase activity; multicellular organism development.
CCCUCGACUAGAGAGUAUGUGAGUGCCAGUUAGUUAGUGGUGUUUUUCCCUGUGGCACGCUGAUAGUGUUAAUAAACCCCCUUCCUCCCCUCUACCAAGUGUCCUUAACUAAAGAACACGUAAAUUGAGUGUGAUACUGUUCUUCUUCUUUGGGGGUAAAUAUAUAUAUAUUAACGUAUGAAUAAUGUGCAGUUGUGGAAAAGAAUUCUAAGAAAAACACGAUCCCGAGAUUUGUGUUUACGUGUUUUAGGUAAGUCGCCGCCAGACAAGUGCCUUUCGGAUUUCACUGUGGUGGUGUUGCCUUUUCACUGUUAGAGCGAGCUGCUGGUAAACGACUUCUCUCACUCUAGUCUCUGCCGAACUGUUUGUGUGUGUGUGUGCAACGGGAAAACAAAUAAUCGGCCAAUCCGUGGAGUGUUUAAAUGGUGACUUACAGCGAAUACCAACCAGACGUGUCAACUAAACUCAAGGAGGUGAUGGUGGGGAGGUGAGAAGAAACUAGUGGUGGACGCCCGUGACCCUGUACACCACCACCAGGAUGACCUACCACUUCACCACCACCAGCAGGAGACCUAUCACCACCACCACCAGAAGUUACCUCAUGUUGGUGUUGGUCAUGUUAGUGUGGCAGAGUGUUGCGUCCACAGCUGCUAGAAACGAUGAUUACGAUUACGAUCUUGUUGAGGAUGGUGGUAUGGAGGUGAUGGAGGGGAGCGGACUGAACGUGCCACACCGCCAGAGGAAGGUGACAGUGGGUGACCGAGUGCGCUUCAAGUGUCGCCCCGAGAGCUUUGCCAGUCUCCCUCCUCCAGGCUUUACCGGUACUUGGUACUUCGAUGACCUACCACUGCACCAACUACAGAAUGCGCGCGUCAAAGUCACAGAGAACAGACUGUGGCCUCGCCUACGAGUCAAGACAGCGAGGGUGGAGGAUGGAGGGGUGUACGCCUGUCAGUGGACCAGCACAGACAACAGACACGGCUGGGUCAACUACACACUUAUCGUGGAAGAGGACUCCCCCAGACCUACUCUACCCGCGGCCUUGUACGCUGAUAAUAAGGUCAUGGACGUAGAGGUAGGGGAGGACACCACAGACGUGGCUCCUAUCUUCACCAAGGAACUUAAUCUCCUGAUGAUCAAACCCGCUGGCAAUGUUGCUGAGCUCAAGUGUCAUGCUCGUGGACCCAAUCUUAACACAACUUGGUACAAGGAUGGGGGGAAGCCGUCCCGUCAGCUGGGGGACGUGAGGAUCAAAGGGUCAACACUCAAGAUGGAGAACCUGGUGCCAACAGACUCGGGCAACUACACCUGUGUCAUCUCCAAUGCUUAUGGAUCCAUCAACCACACUUACGCCUUAGAAGUUAUUGAACACAUCCCUUCUCGGCCAAUCUUCACCAAGCAUCUGGAAAAUGUUACCGUAUUUCGAGGUCAAACGGUGCACCUUGAGGUGGAUAUCUGGACAGAGAACACACUGGUGCCUUAUAUAGUGUGGCGCAAGGAUUUACCACUCUCUUGGUCAGACUCUGACUCUCGAGAUUCCUCUGAAAUCAUAAUCGAUAGAGAAAUUCUUGAUGCCGCCAUAAAAGGCCAGGAGGGUGGCAACAUAACCAGCACAGAGGACCCUCAAGUGUUAGUGCUGAGCAACGUGACUGAGAAGGAUGCCGGCUGGUACACGUGUAUUGCUGCCAACAGCCUCGGUACCUCUUCAUCUACAGCCUACCUUAAUGUUACUGAUGCGGAACCCAUCCUUGCAGAUCCUGAGUCUAAUGUUAUUCUGGUCCUGGCGGUGGUUUUAUUCUCUGUCAUGGUAUUGGUAAGCAUCUUGGCCUCUUGCGUCUGGAAAAAGUGGCAGAAGGAAAAACGGAGAGCAAUAGAGCUAGAACGUGCAAAGGAAGCCAUUACACAGCAGUGGAUAAAAAAGGUUAUUGUGGAGCGUCAAAACUCAGAUGCUUCACAGGAGCCUCUUCUUGUCCCGACAAUCAAGAUUGAACGUUGUCAAUCGAGGUCAAGACUGGGAUCUGAAAUGACCAGCAUAUCAGAGUACGAACUCCCUCUAGAUGCUGACUGGGAGCUACCCCGUGCAAGAUUGCUGAUGGGCGAGUCCCUAGGAGAGGGCGCCUUUGGGAAAGUUGUGAGGGCAGACGUUCAAGGAUUUGUCAGACCAGAUAUGAACACAACUGUGGCAGUCAAGAUGCUCAAAGAGGGCCACACAGAUGCUGAACUCAUGGACCUUGUGUCAGAGAUGGAAAUGAUGAAAAUGAUUGGUACACACAUCAAUAUCAUCAACUUGCUGGGUUGCUGCACUCAAGAUGGCCCCCUUUAUGUUGUUGUUGAAUAUGCAGCUCAUGGGAACCUUCGUGAUUACCUGCGUAACAACAGGCCAUCAUCUGGCUAUGAACGAGCCAUUGGCCAGGAGCCAGACACAAUUACAGAAAAGGAUUUGGUCAGCUUUGCCUACCAGGUAGCUCGUGGCAUGGAAUACUUAGCAUCAAAGAAGUGCAUUCACCGUGACCUUGCUGCUCGCAAUGUUCUAGUCAGUGAAGAUCGCAUCAUGAAAAUUGCAGACUUUGGUCUAGCGCGAGACAUACACAGCCAGGAUUAUUACCGUAAGACAAGUGAGGGACGACUGCCUGUCAAAUGGAUGGCGCCCGAGGCACUCUUCCAUAGAGUAUACACGUCACAGUCUGAUGUGUGGGCAUUUGGUAUCCUGUUGUGGGAGAUUAUGACUCUGGGGGGCACGCCGUACCCUGCAGUGCCAUCAGUUGAAAAGCUCUUCCAGUUAUUGAGGGAAGGACACAGAAUGGAAAAACCCUCAAAUUGUUCUCUUGAAAUCUACAUGAUCAUGCGUGAGUGUUGGCGCUGCCAACCAACACAACGUCCAACUUUCAAAGAACUUGUUGAAGACUUGGACCGAAUUCUCACAUUGUCCUCGACUGUGGAAUACCUGGAUCUGUCCAUGCCUCAUCUGGAUACUCCGCCCAGCAGUUGUGACUCCUCUCUCACCUCGGAUGCUCUCACACUGUACUAAGCUGCUUACAUACUCAUUAGUCACUAAGCCAAGUAUGACAGCUGGUGUAGUGCCUUUUUAUUAUUGCUAUAAGAAACUAAACAGCAAAGAUAGAAGUCUGUAGUCAGAGUGAUAAAUUAACAGUGGACGUAUCACACCAAAAUUAUUCCCCUGGACUAAAACUGAUGUACAGUGUGGAGGGAUGAUCACAACCCAUAAUAACAAUAAGAAUUGUGGUGUUUGGAUGUGGCACAAUUACUAAACUUUUAUGUUUAAAAGUGAAAUGUGUUCAUGAUGAUGGUGGCAAUAUUUGAAUAAAAGUGUUCAAAUUAUGACAAAUUUAGAAAAGUGCAUUUAUUAAUUUUACUCUUUAUAAGAAGUGUUUUAAUUUUGUAUCAAAGCAGUAGCUCAGGAAGGAUACUGCUGCAGUUAUUUAAUGAAAGAAAAUACAGAAGUGGACAUGAACUUACUGGUAUGUGUUAGUCACAGUACGGUCACAACGAAGUGAUGAGAUGCUUUUAUCCAAGUCAGGACUAGAAGGUGUCUAUAGUGAAGUGCACAGUGCUUGUAAGUUGAUAACUGUUGUGCUGCAUCGUUAUGUAUUCAUACAUAAUUUAAAAACAUAAUGCAGAAAAUUAGAACUGCAGGAGAAACUCAUAAGCAUUUUAUUUUUAUCGGUACAGUAUUUAUGUUUGUGUGAUCUGUAAAUCUGUAAUUUGUAGAUUUAUAUAAAGGCAAAUAUUUCUGUACUUAAGUUGUUUGUUAGUAAAUGUUACAGUCCAAGCUGUUACAGGUAUUAUGUAAUGGAUCUUAAUGUGCCAUUUGACUUAAUUAUUGUGAGUGCCAUAUUUAGAGAAGAAUUAUAGAUUUCCCAGUUACUGUGCAGCAGGAUGUACGUUGCAUUGAUGUCGUAAAUUUAGUAGAUCUUUGGGAAAUGAAGAAAAGCAAGUGCCAUUUGAAUAGUCAAAUGUGUUCUACAAACAGAUGUGGGUGUGAAGGAUGGCAGUAGUUCUCUCAGGGUUAUCAGGCUAUAGUAAUAUGAGAUAAGAAAGGAAGAUCCUCUCAACUAAGUUGAGAAUGAAGUAAGGUUGAUGGAUUGAAAGGUAAGAUCAUAUGGCUUAAGGUGGCCUGUGUUGUAGGAAUACCAGACUUGCAUUUAGAAUUGUACAAGUUUACAGUUUGUAGUGACAGAAAUGUUUUCAGGGAUAAGACAGGGUUGAAAAGAAAAUGUAAGCACUGUUAUAUGCAGUUACUUAAGGUGUUUCUUCAUUAUUCUGAUAGGAAGCCCUAAUGUAGUACAGUACAGUGGUCAGUUGUCAUAAUUCAUGUAUUGAAGUAAAUUCUUGAGGUUCGCCCAAAAAGGAUGUUAUUCGUGACAAUGCAUGUACUGUACAUAGCCUGUCUACACGAUGGCUUUGAUAUACAAGGGCACCAAGGACAAACUUAAGGAUGUAUAUUUUACUCAAGUGCCUUCAUGUAUGUAGUAAAUGUAAGAAAGAGGAUUAGGGAAGACAUCAUGUAUGGAUUGAAUGAUGGGAACAGUUAAAUUGAAAUUAGAUGAGUAAUGGGUGUUAGUGUGAUUUUAGAUUUUUUUUUUUUAAAUAGCAAACUGAGCUAUAGUCAAUGUACAAAGAAGGAAGAUUUUCCUGCUCAUUAUGUAGAAAAGGUUAUUUUAAAGGAUUCUGAUGUUUUCAAAGAAUGUAAGUACAUUAAGUAUUAGGUCUUUUACCUAAUAUAAUACAGGUCAGAAUAAGCAGUGUAUUAAAAUAAUUACUUGUAAGUCUGCUAUGGUGCUAAUAGUCAUUAGUUACACUGAAAGACAUCCAGACAGCAUAAGGUGGAGGAGUUUACUCACAUUAGAAUUUUUUGUUUUGUUUGAAAACUUUUUAACAAAAUCAAAUACAAUAACCGUUAGUGUUGUUCUGUUUUACUUAUUAUUUUAAGAUACUUAAUGUGAAAAAGAAAAUUUUUAAGUAUAUUUUAAAUCCUACAACAGUAAUUAUUAUUAUUUUUUUCUUAAAACCCUGUACAGUACCUACAUAGUUCUAAGUUGUCAGUCGUAAUACAAAUACAGUAGUAUAAAAUAAUUUUGUGUAAUGGAUAUGUACAGUCCCCCCAAAAAGUAACAUUACUUUUUUUGGUUGGACUGUACAAAAGACAAUGUGGUAAGUAAAGGCCCGAGUUCAAGAUUAUUGCUAUUAAGUUUUGACAGGUAAGUGUAUCAAUAUGUCCAGGAAAGAAUAUUGAAGAGUACUCCUUUAUUUUGUUAAAUGCUACAAGCAGUCAUGCAGAUUAUUCACAUAACCAUCAUUAUUCAUUGUUUGUAGCAGGGUAGUGUCUAUGCUAUAGCUCCCACAGGUUCUCAUGUACUAGUCAUCCACUGUUCACCUGUGCCGUGCAUGGAGGCAGCCCCACUGAUGCUCCACACCUUAUCUACCUCUCUACUCUUUCACUUCCCAUGUUGACACAUUUGAACUUUCAUCUGUUAUUUUAUAUUAAGCAAAUUGAUUUAAAUUUAAUAUUUAUUUAAAAAAAAUUAAUUGUAUUUCUGUACAUCAUUGAAAACAAAAAGUGUAAAACUUAGGAGUAGGGAUGCCACCUCAGUAAAAAGUAUAUAUAUGUUCACAGGCAUACAUUUCUUACACACAUAUGCUAUUGAUGUACACACACAUACAAAUGAUAGACACAUACACAAAUGCAUAUAUGAAUUCAGUGUGAUAAUUUUAACUGCUUAAUUUUCAGUAGUAAUGUAAUGUAAUUUUAAUUUUCAAACCAGUAAGUGAGUAACUGAUGAGUGGGGAGCCCCAUGCACAGCACAGUGCUUCAUGUGCCAAGUGUUGAGUGAUGCCAAAGGCUUACAUUUAUGUUUGUCAGUAUUGGAAGCUUCUGUUUAGUUAGCCAAUGUACUGACAGUAUACAACUAACAUUCUCAACCUUAUUUACACUCUUAUGCAAAGAAAAGUGUAAUUUUUUAUUGUAUAAAAAUAUCCAAGAAAUAACUUCUAUAUCUUAUUUGAUACUGAUGCUUCUAAACAGUGAUAGUCAUUAACUUAAUUUACUAUAAGUGUGGAAGGCAAAAUUAAAAAAAAAUAUAUUUCAUACCAAAAUACUAGUGUUAUGAAAUAUGUUAGGUGUAACAAAAGAAAGCUGUGGCCAUGUUUUCUUGUUCAGCAGGAGCAAUAGAGAUAUCUUUUAUUUAUUACAGGGAUAGGUUAGGCAGUGUCCUACACCAAUUAAAUGCCUCUUAAUCAUAGACAGGUUUCAUUUCAUGGAUUACAUGUAGGUGUAUUUUAGCUGCUUGUCCCAUUCGUGUAGAUAUUUGAUCAAGAGAUGGUGGCUUUAGUUUUUUAACAAAUUGUAUACAUGUAAACCCAUCAUGUAAUAUGGUAAAUGAAAUAAAUUGUUGUUAUCA